CAUGUCCAACCAGUGGUUGCCCCUAGUAAAAAAUGGGCGAAUAAACGGGUGCUUAAGACAAGAACUGAAGAUAACCCCCAAUAUUUAGGGUUUAACUUGGAAGAAUCAGAGUGAAAUGAAGAGAAGAAGAGGUGGUGCAGAAAAAAAUAAAAAUGGGCAGAACGAAACCUAAUAUUUUAGUAACAGGAACACCGGGAACUGGAAAAACAACAACAUCAUCUCUAUUAAGUGAUGCUACUGGAUUUCGUCAUAUUAACAUCGGAGAUCUUGUUAAGGAGAAGAAUUUACAUGAUGGUUGGGAUGAUGAAUUAGAAUGUCACAUCAUCAAUGAAGACUUGGUAUGUGAUGAACUUGAGGAUAUAAUGGAACAAGGUGGAAACAUUGUUGAUUAUCAUGGUUGUGAUUUUUUUCCCGAGCGUUGGUUUGAUAGAGUUGUGGUUCUUCAAACUGAUAACUCUGUCUUGUAUGACCGCUUGAGCAGCAGAGGUUACAUGGGAUCAAAGCUUACAAACAAUAUUGAAUGUGAAAUCUUUCAAGUGUUACUGGAAGAGGCAAGAUCCAGUUACCCAGAGGACAUUGUUGUACCGUUGGUGAGCAAUUGCGUCGAUGACAUAAGUAAGAAUGUCACCACAUUGUCUGACUGGAUUAGGAGUUGGCACCCAACAUCCUAAACUCAUGGCCGGGAUCUUGGUAUCUCUCGUAAUUAGUUAUUAUUAGAGAAAAUCUAAGAACCUUUGCAUUAUGUUUUUAGUUUUCAAAUGCAAUAUAUUGGUUUGGUUUUGUAUGAGCUUACCUAGGAGCAACCAGAGUAAACAGAUUUUCUGACUAUACUACACAUUAAUUGCUUUACUUCAGAUUUUCCGUCUUUAUAUGCUGUUCGAAAUUUGGGUGUUUAUUAUAGCUGUUAUUUCUUUCCUGAAAGCUGGGUGAUGGAAUUGUGAUUCUUCAAA
Molecule: messenger RNA, 950 nt
Organism: Papaver somniferum (opium poppy)
Lineage: Eukaryota; Viridiplantae; Streptophyta; Magnoliopsida; Ranunculales; Papaveraceae
Product: adenylate kinase isoenzyme 6 homolog
Exons: 3
Coding region: 153-671 (172 amino acids)
Cellular component (GO): cytoplasm; nucleus
Molecular function (GO): ATP binding; AMP kinase activity; ATP hydrolysis activity
Source: RefSeq, a predicted model, not a curated record